AUGGCAUCUCUUUAUCAGAGGUUCAGCAGCGGGACCAUCGAGACCAACAAAUCCUUUCCAAAUCCUCCAGAGGCGAGUCACCUGCUCGGGCAGAGCGCGGAGGGAGAAAGGGCUCCUGGGAGAGCACUACACCAAUAUCACCUCCAGCAGGACGACGAGGACGACCAGGGACGGCGCCAGCCGCCUGUUAAUCUGUUGGUCACACACAAACAGCACCACGGACAGCCUGCAUCACGUUAUAAGCCCUGCACCGCCCUCAUCUAA
This is a messenger RNA of Knipowitschia caucasica, 264 nucleotides long. NCBI's taxonomy places the organism in Eukaryota, Metazoa, Chordata, Actinopteri, Gobiiformes, Gobiidae. The record is from the annotation of a GenBank genome assembly.